Messenger RNA from Leguminivora glycinivorella, 2534 nucleotides. Its product is annotated as sphingomyelin phosphodiesterase 4. The transcript has 13 exons. The record is from RefSeq and is a predicted model, not a curated record. Bases 173 to 2497 code for a protein of 774 amino acids. Gene Ontology annotation, molecular function: sphingomyelin phosphodiesterase D activity. Lineage: Eukaryota; Metazoa; Arthropoda; Insecta; Lepidoptera; Tortricidae. Gene Ontology annotation, biological process: ceramide biosynthetic process; sphingomyelin catabolic process; glycerophospholipid catabolic process.
CGUCAGAAUUUUGAGAUUUUUGAGCAAGCGCCGGCUGUGGUAACGGCGGAUACGAUACCUUAAUAUUUUAUUUCUUUUGUGUUAAUGUUAAUAUAAACAAACUUCAAAAUAGCAUGAAUUAAGCUGCGUGUGAACUGCGAAAUAAAAAAGUCUCAUUUAAAAGCUUUUAGCCAUGGCUUUGGAUCUUAUGACCAGGUUCUACACCUGCUUAAACUACCCGCUGUUAGACAAACUGAAAGCGCUGACAACGAUUAUAGAUCAAUCCAGCCCCAGCAAAGACCUACAAGCAAUAUUUCCUCAACUGAUCAACAAUAUAUUUGCUUCAUCAUUUUCAAAUGGCUGGGGAUUGCGCUCCGCGUCCUGGGACACGGACAGAUAUGAAUAUGAACUGUUGAUUAGCUUCUUGGAGCCGCAGGGCCCCAUGUUCAGGCUAUGUUAUAAGCUGUUGCUGGAUCCUCAGCUAAAAUACCAUCUGCCAUUAAGUUCUCUGCCAAUGGAGCUGCAGUUGACAUUAGAAAGAGGAAGGUGUCCUCAGUUCUACAUGGACAUGCUGACAACUGAUCCACAGUCACUCAAUGCAGUGGCUUUAGCUCUCAAUCCAUUUGACUUUUAUAUAUUCAACUUUGCUCUUCACCUGGUGAGCUACAGCCCAAACAAGAGCUCAUGGGAAAAUUGUGCAUAUUUCGCGCUGGCCUGCGAUUACCUGAUGCACUUCUUACCCUCUGACCCUAAUGUGCCUGUGUUGCCUCAUAUACCCAACUAUUCGGGAAAAGUACAUAUGGCGGCACCAUUGCAAACAGCUAACAGACCAUUCAGCCAACAUUCACCAUCUCUGCUGAUAUUACCGGACCUGCCCGGAAUAAGCAAUCAACACACACCACCACAGAAUCAAUCGAAAAACGAAGUGUGGCGUUCAGAGACUGUGCUGCAAGUAUUCAUUGAUGUUUGGAUGAGUGUGGACCAGUUUAACGCAAGAAAUAUUGAAAUGUACCAAAAGAACUACAUAAACGCCAAUUCUAGUCCAGAGCGUGUACGCACUGUGCGAGUGCUAGUCAAACACAUCCACUCCUUCUCUGCAAAACACAUAUCAGACCCGGCGGGUCGCUCGGACGGGUUGCGGACGUACGCUCGGCAACUCAUGUGCGCGCGGGCUUACCAUUAUAUAAAGCAUAUGGUGUCGACUUGGCCGUUAGAUGCUUCGUUUAGACUGGUCAUGGAGCUGUGGUUGAGCCUGAUACAGCCGUGGAGGUAUACGGAUAACGCUAUCAAUCAAGACAGGUUCCCUCAGGCAAACAACAACCAACAAGAGGAAGGCAGUACGCACGCAGCACUCGAUGCUAGCUUCACGCAGUACAUUGCUGAGAACUUCCCUGCUUACACCUGCAUACUACAGCUGGUGCUGCCCCGGUUCAUGGUGCUUGAUCUGACGUCUUACAAAAAUGCGGUUAUGCUGUUCCGAUUGGGAAAGGUAUUUUCUCAGCAACACCUAGUUCCGAUAUUGAAAGGAUUAGAAAAGGCGAUAACUGAAAAUAAUUCCGGUUUUUACGCUAGUCCCGAAUCAAGUUAUAACACCUCUGCAUUUGAUUCAAGUUUCUCAUACAACGGCAUGGCUCUCCACAAAUGGGUCGCAAUCGCCAGACAGGCCAUAUCUGAAUUGAACAUGUCUCCCAAUUUCGAGUACGAGCCCAUAUGGAGUGAAAACAAGAAACAAAACUCGUUAGACUUUGUCAAGAAGAUAGUCGCAGCUAAAUAUGCCAGCGAGAAACAUUUAGAAGACCUCGAGAAACGAAUGAAUCAACAACAUAAAGGAUUAUGGGCUAGUUUCAAGCACUGGCUCAUGCUGACUCCAGACGACGAAGAUUCGCAGGCCCUGGAGGAAUGCAAAAAGGUCCCGAACUACCUGAACGCUACCAUACACUUCUUUGCUGAUAUAUUUGGGUUGCAAGAAUCGUCAUUGCUGCCCCUUGAUCCAGUAGCGGAGGAUAUCACGGAACACUCUUCAUUUGCAAACCAAACACAAUUCUCGCAAUCUAUCACAAACAAGCUACGCGACAAGUCAAAAAGCAUUACUUACAUGGGCGACCCAGACCUCAUGCCUAUAGCCACGUAUGAGAGUACGAUAUUGGUGCGAAUGUUGUAUCAGAUAGCGUCCAGACUGAAUGAAGUGUACCACGACGAAUUCAUCAACCUUUGGAACAGAAACGACUUCUGGGGCCACGUGGCCCGCGAGAUACUACAACAGCCCUGCACCAUCCACUCCUACGCGCGCGACGCCACCAACCACCAAAACAUCGUCAGCCAAAACCUGCCCCCUCGUUUAUCUUUACGCAAACUUGGCUCACAAGCCUUUGUCUUCUGGGUUGUUAUAGGCUAUUUGUUUUUAAGAAUAUUCUAUUCGGCCAGUGGAGUGUUUUAUAUUUUUAUACUGUUUAUUAUGUGGGCGUGCCUAGUUUUAACGAAGGCGACUUGUAAAAUGUUGAGGAUCAUGAGAGCGUAGUGUUAAGAGAAAAAAUGAAUUACUUUUUUUAAGUUGC